Sphaeramia orbicularis (orbiculate cardinalfish) is the source of this 2807-nucleotide messenger RNA. It is a transcript of the gene lmod2b, whose product is annotated as leiomodin 2 (cardiac) b. Gene Ontology annotation, cellular component: cytoskeleton; myofibril; striated muscle thin filament. Gene Ontology annotation, biological process: actin filament organization; muscle contraction; myofibril assembly. The transcript has 6 exons. Lineage: Eukaryota; Metazoa; Chordata; Actinopteri; Kurtiformes; Apogonidae. The record is from RefSeq and is a predicted model, not a curated record. Gene Ontology annotation, molecular function: actin binding; tropomyosin binding. The coding region runs from base 349 to 2043 and encodes 564 amino acids.
AGGACAGUGAUUCAAACACUCUCACAGUAACACUGCCAGCCAAGAUAGAUCCAGUUCAGACUAGCCUGGGCUCUGAUCAAAAGGACCCUUUGACUGGACCAAGACUUCUGAAAAAUAGAGUCCACUUUGUCCAAAUACCUUUCUAUGGAAAAACAUCUUGAUUGGACUCUGAAUCUCCAAUGAGCUUCAUGUUUUUGGAUGUCCAACAACCUCAUUUCGGACUUUUCCCAGAGACUUGUCUAUUGCUGGAAUAUCUAUCUGUGAUUCGUGGUCACAUGUAACUGAAGAAGUGGUGUUUCUAGUGUUUUAAACUAACACCUUCUGGUCUGUGAUAAUCACACUUUGGCCAUGAGCUGUUUCGGGUACCGUCGAGAGCUCAGUAAGUACGAAGAUGUUGAUGAAGACGAGCUUUUGGCUUCUCUCAGCCCUGAAGAGCUUGCUGAGUUGGAAAAGGAGCUGGCGGACAUCGAUCCUGAUGCCAAUGUGCCCAUAGGUCUCAGACAGAGAGACCAGACCGACAAGACCCCAACGGGCACCUUCAGCAGAGAAGCCCUUAUGAAGUAUUGGGAAAAUGAGACUCGGAAACUGCUGGAGGAUGAGAUCGCUGGAGGAAGCCCCAAACUGGAUGAAGAACAAGAAGAAUCUGGGACAGACCACAACAGUGAAGUAGAAGAUGAAAAAGAUGACGAAAAUGAGAAAGAACAGAAAACACAUCAAAAACAAAAGGAAGAAGAAGAAGAAAAGAAGGAGGAGGAGGAGGAAGAGGAGGAGGAAGAAGAGGAGGAAGAGAGUGAGGAAGAAGAGGAAGCAGUAACUGAAGAGGAGUCAGAUGAAGAUGAACAAGACAAUGAAAAAAAACCCGAAGCCUCAAAGGACUCUGGUUCCCUGACAACACAAGCCAACUCCUCAAUGCUAUUGAAGCCUCAGAGGGUGGAGCCUAUGAGACUGACUCCUCCCCCUCCGCUUGCUGAUGCCAACACAACUGGAAACCCAACUGUUGUGGACGAGGCUCUCCAACGAGUCCUCAGCAAUGAUCCUGAACUUACAGAGGUUAACCUUAACAACAUUGACGACAUCUCACAGGAAACCCUGAUCCGAUUUGCUGAGGCACUGCGGUCCAACACAUAUGUGCGGGUCUUCAGCCUCGCUAACACCCGAGCCGAUGACCCUGUAGCUUUGGCCAUUGCUAAGAUGCUGAGGGAGAACUCAUCCAUCAUCAGUCUGAAUAUAGAGUCCAAUUAUGUGACUGGGAAGGGUGUGAUGGCACUGGUUCAAGCACUUCCAGGAAACAACACCCUGACAGAGCUUCGAUUCCACAACCAGAGGCACAUGUGUGGAGGACAGGUGGAGAUGGAGAUGGUGAAGAUUCUGAGAGAAAAUUACACUUUGAUCAAACUCGGAUACCAGUUCAACCUUCCAGGUCCUAGGAUGAGCAUGACAGGGAUCCUCACAAGGAAUCAGGACCGCCAGAGACAGAAACGAAUGCAGGAACAGAAGCAGAAGCAGGGCCAACAAGUGGUGUCUGAGGGAGCUGUUAAUCCACGAACAACUGCACUGAAAGGAACACCUUCUCCAUCCCCUUAUAGUUCGCCUAAAGCCUCUCCAUGGUCCUCACCUAAAGUACCUCGGAGCAAUCAAGCAACUAAAAAGACUCCUCCUGCCCCUCCUCCUCCUCCCCCUCCUCCUCCCCCUCCACCUCCCCCUCCUCCACCACCUCCUCCCCCACAGCGGGAGAAAAAGAAGCCGACCAGGAUGAUCGCAGAGGUAAUCCGGGCACACGAGGCUGGUGGCAAGAAAGUGACAAAAGUGAAAGGGAAGAAGGGCAAAAAGGGGAAAGAGAAGGACUCUGGGAAAGAUGAGACCAGCAGCAUCCUGAAGGAGCUAAAGAACGCUCUGAGGCCUGUGUUGGUCGACAAGAGGGGGGAGGAGGGCAGCAGACCCUCAACGCCGAUGAGGUCAGCCCACGACCAGCUGAUGGAAUCCAUACGCAGCAGCAGCAUCCGCAACCUGAAAAAGGUGGAACUCCCACAUCAUCUUCAAUAAUACAAGAGGAUAUAAAACAUGUCCAUUCGUUGCCAUGGAAAUUGCAAGAAGCUGCAUAAUAAUGACCAUGGAGUCACCAAUGAUGGGAGCACAAGCUAAAAAACAAGUUGGAAAAAACUGGUAAAAAUGAAAACAUACUGGAAAUUUGCACUGCAUAAUAGCUUUACAUUGAAGUUUUGUAUUUGUAUGAACUUCUGCGUAUGUGACAGAGUUUUCUGAAUUGUUUAUUGUUUUCUAACUGUUAUCUUGUAAAAUUGUAAAUAUCACCUGUUUGAAUUAUGUGUUCAUGUCCAAAUAUAACCAUUUGGUGUUUACAUCAGUUUCCUUGUCAAAGUACGUACAACACACCUUUUUCUUUUUGAGAUGCAAGGAUGAAGCUGAUACAUGCAAGUAUAUGAUGAAGCCACUUCUUCAUCAGUGAGUCACGCCACUGUGUAGACGCCACUGAUUACCACUGUGACACAUUCACAAUACACCCACUCCAGUUAGGACGUAUUAGACAAGGGCUUUUGCGCACUUUGUUUAAACAAUUCACAAUGACAACGUAAGAAAGAAAUAGCUAUGUUGCAACAGUUAUGCUCUAUAACAAAACCUCUGAAUUAAAAGUGCAUAUAAAUAUUAUAGUCUAUAGUUAAAACGGUUGAUUACGCAAAUCUGACUGUGUGUGAGGUGACUAAAAAAGUGUAUAUGAAUGGUUUGUACAGAUGUUUUGUGUUAUUAUAAAAAUAUACAGAGGAAAAUGUGUGUUAACAAAGCAAAGGAAG